AUGUGUAUCGCACAACAGCAAACGCCCUUCACACUGCCGAUGAAUACACAACUAGGAAACCGCACCAGCCAGGAAAAUGAUGUGCCUACCAACAAAAUGGAGGCUUGUAGGGGGCAGAGGACAAAGCAAAGGAAAGUGCUUGGGGUCUUGAAUGAAAAUGAGCUGCCCAGCAGAUCCUUGAACCAGGAAAGUCAACUCUCCAAACCAAGUUCCUUCUCGGACAGCUCGCAGGCGGCCUUCCUUAGUUGCCCUUCCAGCUCUAGCUUCAACAUCCAUGUCAUUGAGCCGUGCGAGGUUGUUCUCACCGCCUCUGGUGAGAUGGUGAACCCAGAGCCCCUCUUGCUGGAUGAGGAUGCUGCUGUUCUGCAACAUAAAGAUUUCGGGCUUUUCCUUGACCUGGCUGCAAGCUCAUGCGCUGACUCUUCUAUGCAGUCCUUGCCUGAUGAAUCACUGUUACAAGACACAUUGCAUUUGUCAGAGUAUGUGGAAGAAGUUCACCAACACCUGAGAGAGAGCGAAUUGAAGUUCAGAUUGAAGCCAGACUUUAUAAUGCACCACCCAGAUAUAGACAACAGGAUGCGGAUUGUCCUGGUGGACUGGUUGGCAGAGGUCAGCCAGGAGUACAAGCUUCAUGGUGAGACCCUCUAUCUGGCUGUCAACUACUUGGACCGUUUCCUGUCCCAAACGAUGUCUGUGAAACGAGGCAAACUGCAGCUGGUUGGCACAGCUGCCAUACUGCUGGCUGCGAAGUAUGAGGAAGUAUUUCCUCCUGAGCUGGAUGAGUUUGUGUACAUCACCGAUGACACAUACACCAGGAGGCAGCUGAUCCGGAUGGAGUACCUUUUGCUAAAGGUGCUGGCCUUUAACCUGACUGUGCCCACCACACAGCAGUUUCUUGGUCUUUUCUUGGUCGUCCAGUCUGUCUGCUCCAAGACGGAAAACCUCGCCCUGUAUGUGGCAGAGUUGAGCCUGUUGGAAAUGGACCUGCUGGUUCGGUAUAUCCCGUCAAUGGUGGCAGCUGCAGCCUACUGCCUAGCCAACUACACUAUCAACAAAGCUCAGUGGCCAGGUGCAUUACAAGAUUUUACCGGUUACACAAUGGCUGAAAUUGUGCCCUGCUUGAAGCAGCUCCACAAGCUCCACCUUGCUGCAGAAAGUCACCCCCAACAGGCAAUCAGGAUAAAGUACAAGCGCUUAAAAGGCGGCUGCUAG
Messenger RNA from Lampris incognitus (smalleye Pacific opah), 1212 nucleotides. RefSeq names its product cyclin A1 (gene ccna1). NCBI's taxonomy places the organism in Eukaryota, Metazoa, Chordata, Actinopteri, Lampriformes, Lampridae. Gene Ontology annotation, biological process: mitotic cell cycle phase transition; regulation of cyclin-dependent protein serine/threonine kinase activity. Bases 1 to 1212 code for a protein of 403 amino acids. Gene Ontology annotation, cellular component: cytoplasm; cyclin A2-CDK2 complex; nucleus. The record is from RefSeq and is a predicted model, not a curated record. The transcript has 9 exons. Gene Ontology annotation, molecular function: cyclin-dependent protein serine/threonine kinase regulator activity.